GAAACAGUUCGAUUUCAAUCAUUCCGUGCGUGAUUCGCGAAGCGGGACGGUUUCUGGGAAAUUGGAACUGUGAAACGAUUUGCCCUUGAUUUGACACUCGCCUUGUACAAGCCGAAGUGAACAGUUGUGUUCUAGUUUCCUUGGACAGAUCUAUUAAAUAAAAACUAAUCAACAUGUCGAAAAUCGGAAUUAACGGAUUCGGCCGUAUUGGUCGCUUGGUAUUGCGUGCUGCUGUCGAAAAGGGAUGCCAAGUUGUCGCCGUUAACGAUCCCUUCAUUGGUGUUGAUUACAUGGUCUACUUGUUCAAAUACGAUUCCACCCACGGUCGCUUCAAAGGUACCGUCUCAUCUGAGGGUGGUUUCCUCAUUGUCAACGGUCAAAAGAUCACCGUUUUCUCAGAACGUGACCCCAAGGAUAUUAAAUGGGCAAGCGCUGGUGCUGAAUACGUCGUAGAAUCAACUGGUGUCUUCACUACCACCGAAAAGGCUUCAGCUCACUUGAAUGGUGGCGCCAAAAAGGUCGUCAUCUCCGCCCCAUCAGCUGAUGCACCAAUGUUUGUCUGCGGUGUCAAUUUGGAUGCCUACGAUCCAAGCAUGAAGGUCGUAUCGAACGCCAGCUGCACCACCAACUGCUUGGCUCCAUUGGCUAAAGUUGUCAAUGAUAACUUCAAAAUUGUUGAAGGUUUGAUGACCACUGUUCACGCAACAACUGCCACACAAAAGACCGUUGACGGUCCAUCUGGAAAAUUGUGGCGUGAUGGCCGUGGUGCUGGACAAAACAUCAUCCCAGCCUCAACUGGUGCCGCUAAGGCUGUAGGCAAGGUUAUCCCAGACUUGAAUGGAAAAUUGACUGGUAUGGCAUUCCGUGUCCCAGUGCCCAACGUAUCUGUCGUUGACUUGACCGCUCGUCUUGGCAAGGCAGCCACCUAUGACGAAAUCAAGCAGAAGAUCAAGGAAGCUGCUGAAGGACCACUCAAGGGAAUUUUAGCAUACACUGAAGACGAAGUUGUAUCAUCUGACUUCAUUAGCGAUCCUCAUUCAUCAAUCUUUGAUGCCAAGGCUGGAAUCCAAUUGUCCGAUACAUUCGUGAAACUCAUCUCCUGGUACGAUAACGAAUUCGGUUACUCCAACCGUGUUGUCGAUCUCAUCAAGUACAUGCAAUCCAAGGAUUAAAUUCUCUGCGAUUGAAGCAACAUGUUUUCAUCUGACGCUGCGGCGUGAAAUUAAAAGGAGAAGAACGCUAUGCUGUCCCCACGGACAUUGAACAUAAACAUAAACUACAAAACAUUAAAUUUAAAAGAUUUGAGAAAAUACAUAGCUUAUAAGAGAUUUA
Molecule: messenger RNA, 1332 nt
Organism: Hermetia illucens (black soldier fly)
Lineage: Eukaryota; Metazoa; Arthropoda; Insecta; Diptera; Stratiomyidae
Product: glyceraldehyde-3-phosphate dehydrogenase 2
Exons: 2
Coding region: 174-1172 (332 amino acids)
Biological process (GO): glucose metabolic process
Molecular function (GO): oxidoreductase activity, acting on the aldehyde or oxo group of donors, NAD or NADP as acceptor; NADP binding; NAD binding
Source: RefSeq, a predicted model, not a curated record